AUGAUUCCGCAGCAGGAAUCAAUUUUGGCCAUUUGCGAAUUUUUAGGGGAAAAUAAUAUUUUUAAAGUCAAUGGAGAAAUCCCGAUUAAUACUGUGAGAAUUCUUUUUAAACAUGUUCUAGAUAAUGCUUUUUUUGUUUUACAGUUACCGGGUCAAAGACCCAAAUAUUUUAAGCAAAUCAGAGGAGGACCCAUGGGGUCAGAGUGUACGCAAGUUUUAGCGGAUAUUUACAUGAGAAAAUGGGAGAAAUCUCUUAGGGAAAAACAAAUUGCAGAAGGAGAAUUAUAUUUCCGAUUUCGUGACGAUAUUUUUCUCACUACUAAAAAAACCAAAAUAGAAAUGAAUCAAAUUUUAGAAGAAUUAGGUAAAAUUGAUAAAAAUAUAGGUUUAACAUAUGAAACAGGUAAGCGUUUUUAUAGUACAUUAACAGGUAAAAAUGAUUUAACUUUACUUUUGGGAAAUAAGCACAGUGAGUAUAGAGAUCAAGUUUUAGAUCCAAAUUGGAAUAAAAAACCAGAAAAAAAGAGAAUCGAUUUUAAUAAUGAUAUUUUAGCACAUUUUACCUACACACCUAGUUUAUCAAGUUUCGGGGCAAAAUUUCAUUCACUAUGGAACGAGAUAUUGGAACAUACUCCUCUUAGUGACAUUUCAGUUAUUUUUGCACAUAAAUUAACAGAUAAUUUGAAAAAUAUUCUAGUACAUAAAAAACCAUCAAAAUCAGUAGUUAAACAUAUAGUUGAACAAAUACAAGAAUAA
Adineta steineri is the source of this 756-nucleotide messenger RNA. Lineage: Eukaryota; Metazoa; Rotifera; Eurotatoria; Adinetida; Adinetidae. The record is from the annotation of a GenBank genome assembly.